Daktulosphaira vitifoliae (grape phylloxera) is the source of this 1829-nucleotide messenger RNA. RefSeq lists its product as uncharacterized. The transcript is spliced from 10 exons. NCBI's taxonomy places the organism in Eukaryota, Metazoa, Arthropoda, Insecta, Hemiptera, Phylloxeridae. The record is from RefSeq and is a predicted model, not a curated record. The coding region runs from base 167 to 1120 and encodes 317 amino acids.
AGACCGCCGUCAAAACUUAAAUGUACAGUACUAUCGUAGACGCCGAAAGAAUAACUUUCAAGUCAAAUUUGAAACCGAAUAAUUAAUUGAGUUGAACUUUUUAACUUUACAAACACUGUUUUAGCUUCAAUAGUCUUUCUUUUGUGUUUUCCAGCAAAUUUUAAAAAUGUAUUUUGCAGCAGCAGCGUUUAUCUUGCUGCUAGCUCCCAAUCAUCAAGCAAGCCCUACAAGUGAUUUAAGAUCCGCAGAAGAUUUGACUGUAUUUCACCAGGAUCAACCAACCAUUCAGCAUGCAGUAAAGCCUAGAUCUGUGGAAGUAGCUACCAGACUUUUGGGAAGCAGCAGUGGUACUAUAGUUGGAUCCUCUUCAGGAGACUUGGCUUCUGGCAUUAGUGGCGCCGGUAGUAGCGCAGAAACAGCGCCAUCUCACCAACCAAGCUCUAGCGGAGGAACCGGAUCGGGAUCGGGUUCUAUUUUAAACUUAGUUGCACCACUAGUAGGAAGUAGCAGUGGCAGUGCCAGUGCUAGUUCUUCAGGAAGUUCAUCAGGAGGAACCAGUGAUGGAACCUCCUCAAAUGAUGGAGCUUCAAGUGAUGGACCUAGUCCGGGAAGUGCUAGUAUUCUUUCUUUGUUGGGACCUCUUUUAAGUAGCAGCGGUGGAAGUGGAGGAAAUGGAGGAGAUAGUAGUGAUAGUUCAGGAUCUGGUGGAUCAUCAGGCAUCUUAAGUCUUUUAGCUGGUUUGUUUAGUAGUAGUAGUGGAAACGGUGGUCAAGGAACUACAGACGAUUCUUCUGCUAGUGGCGGCGGCUCAAGUAGCAUUUUAAAUCUUGUUGGACCGUUAUUAGGCAGUAGCAGUGGUAGUGGAGGUAAUGGCGGUGAUAGUGCAGACGCCAGUGCGGGUGGUGGAAGUGACUUAUUGGGUCUUGUAGGAUCUAGCAGUGGUUCUAGCAGUGGAGCUGGUGGUGGUACAAAAAUUGAUAAUUCUAUACCUGAUGCAUCUAUUGAGUCUACAACAGGCUUAACACCAGCCACCCCGGUAAGAAGAAGGCAAACUGCCAGACAACCAACAUAUGAUGAUUUGAUACGAGAAAACCGUAGAAGAGGCAUUUUUCAUUUUUGAUUUUAAUAAGUCACACCAUCACUAGUAGAUAUUAUAUAUAGUAAUUUCAGUUAGAAAAUCACAAAAAUAUAACACAUAUUUAGAAUAUUGAAAUCAAACACAAUAGAAGUCAUACACAUAACGCACGGAUGAACAUUUUCCACUCUAAAAUAAUGGCUUUUAAAACUUUCCUAAAUUUGGCAAAGAGAAGUCUCAAAACAAUUCUGUUGACUAAGUUAGAUGCAUUCCUGUGCGUAUUAAGAUCAACGAUUAAGGAAUUCACUAUUGCCAACUAUUAAUUUAUGUACAUCGAAAAUAAUUAAGUGUUCGUGUAUUACCCUAACAGUCAAUUUUUUUAAUUUCCAUAUAUUUAUAAUGCAAUUUUUGUUUACAUAAUUUAAAUCAUUGAAUUAAUUGCCAUUUAUAUUAUAUACAUCUAAAAAGAAUAUUUAUAUUUUACUAUUAAUUUUUUUUUUUUAUAUUUUACAUGAACAUAUCAAAUUUAUUUGUAUUUUUUAUUUUUGUAAAUAUUUUAAUGUAAUAGAAAAGUGCCUAUGUAGUGAUUACACGUACGAUUUAAUAAGACAUUACCUAUAGUUCUCUAGAAACAAUAUAUUAGAUAAUAUAUGUUAUUUUAGUAUUAUGUAAAUAAUUGGGGGUAUAAAUGAUAAUGUAUUUAAAAUAAAUAACUUUGUAGUAUUGUGCUAUCUAAAAACUCUAUUUUUUGUAG